Molecule: messenger RNA, 868 nt
Organism: Tigriopus californicus
Lineage: Eukaryota; Metazoa; Arthropoda; Copepoda; Harpacticoida; Harpacticidae
Product: ribonuclease kappa-like
Exons: 3
Coding region: 289-648 (119 amino acids)
Molecular function (GO): RNA endonuclease activity
Source: RefSeq, a predicted model, not a curated record
UCACUGAAUUCCGUCAGCAUCGCUUCACUUGCUAACUGGCUACCUGGCCUUCUGACUUGUUGCUGCAUGUAGACAGAUAUUUGAACAAACCCCCUCUUGUCACGCCCAUUCGGUCCUUUCGACCCAACUAAAAGUUGCCUAUUGCGCAUGGAUGAUUGGUGAAAUCCGGAGAAUUCGAGCCAGACCAUUGAAUUGGGCUAAAAUUAACGUUUUCAAGCGGAUCCGACGCUGUUUUCGCGUACGCACUUCGCUAGAUUAGUUUGAGGUUGUUCCCAAUUUUAGUGCCCCAUGCCGUCCAUUCACCCUCGAGUGGAUUUUAUCCGCUCCUCUAAGGUCUCCAUGCGGGUAUGCGGGCCCAAGUUGUCCAUCUGCGGCCUUUGUCUAAGUAUAUGGGGCAUGUUGCAGCUAGUGUUCAUGUCACUGGCUUUGCACAGCCGCAGUGUGGCCUUUGUCGAGGAUAUUCCUGAUCCUGGACCGGACGUGGAGACGCAAGAGCAAUAUCUUGCUCACAUGGAAAGGAAUUACGAUCUUUUGGCGCACAAUUGUGGAGUGGCUGCAUCUCUUUACCUGGUCACGUUUUUGGUGUCCUUGCAUCAGUAUUGGAUGAAUAGCAAAGCUUCGCCCACGGGAUAUCAGCGGUAUCAUUAGACGUCCUCAACCCGGAUCUUCCUCAUCAAAUCGCAACUUUCAGUAGUGACGUUUCUGAUGAACCUUAACACAUUGCUGUGAUACAACUGCCUUUAUGAUUUGGUCUACCAUCAUCACUGCUGGUGCCUUGAAACCAAUUCUCAGAGGCCGUCACGAGUCCCUUUUAACGAGUUGCUGACCAUCACUUUGGCAUAAUAAAUAGUCUUCUAUCUCCUUCUUA